This is a messenger RNA of Varanus komodoensis (Komodo dragon), 568 nucleotides long. Its product is annotated as histone H4. The transcript has a single exon. Gene Ontology annotation, cellular component: nucleosome. Gene Ontology annotation, molecular function: DNA binding; protein heterodimerization activity; structural constituent of chromatin. NCBI's taxonomy places the organism in Eukaryota, Metazoa, Chordata, Lepidosauria, Squamata, Varanidae. Gene Ontology annotation, biological process: nucleosome assembly. Bases 1 to 312 code for a protein of 103 amino acids. The record is from RefSeq and is a predicted model, not a curated record.
AUGUCUGGGCGCGGGAAAGGAGGCAAAGGGCUGGGCAAGGGCGGCGCGAAGCGGCACCGCAAGGUGCUGCGCGACAACAUCCAGGGCAUCACCAAGCCCGCCAUCCGCCGCCUGGCGCGCCGCGGCGGCGUGAAGCGCAUCUCGGGGCUGAUCUACGAGGAGACGCGCGGCGUGCUCAAGGUCUUCCUGGAGAACGUGAUCCGCGACGCCGUGACCUACACCGAGCACGCCAAGCGCAAGACUGUCACCGCCAUGGACGUGGUGUACGCGCUCAAGCGCCAGGGCCGCACCCUCUACGGCUUCGGCGGCUGAGCGGCCUGCCUGGGCUUCUUCAGUCGCGCCCGGCCCUUGGCGGCCCCUCACCGCACGCAAGGCCCUCCCGGCCGCCGCCGCUUCCCGCAGGUCCUCCGAGCGCGUGUUCACCGCCUAAAAAUCAAAGGUCCUUUUCAGGGCCACCUACCUUGGCUUAAAGGAGCUGCGUUCGUGUUUGUUUAGCAAUGUUGAUCAAUGGCUUCUGUGCAAUUUUAACAUUCACUUAGCCUUUAAUACAGCAGGUGUUUGAAUUCUU